Messenger RNA from Drosophila grimshawi, 1629 nucleotides. It is a transcript of the gene Tasp1, whose product is annotated as threonine aspartase 1. The transcript is spliced from 3 exons. Gene Ontology annotation, biological process: protein maturation. Gene Ontology annotation, molecular function: threonine-type endopeptidase activity. The coding region runs from base 151 to 1248 and encodes 365 amino acids. Lineage: Eukaryota; Metazoa; Arthropoda; Insecta; Diptera; Drosophilidae. The record is from RefSeq and is a predicted model, not a curated record.
GAAUCAGUAUUUUGGCGCAUUCCGCAAACGGUCGUUGCAUUCUCAGUUUCCAAAAUUGUUUAAACAAACAAAUACCAAAAUAGCAUUGGACGGACGUAAACAAGUGCAGUUGUCGUUAAAAGUAACACAACACAACACAGCAACAACAACAUGGCUGGAUUCGUAGCGGUGCAUACAGGAGCUGGAAAUUGCAUCGAUGAGACGAAAUACCAGCGAGUCAUCAAAGAGGCUUGCAUGCGUGCAACGGAGAUUCUCCGAAACGGUGGCAGUGCCAUCGAUGCCUGCGAAGCAGCAAUAAUGCGCCUGGAGAACUGUGGCCAUACCAAUGCCGGCUUUGGAUCCAAUCUCUGCUUAGAUGGCUCGGUGCAGUGCGAUGCGGCUAUUAUGAACGGAACCACACUGAAUUUUGGGGCGUGCACGAAUGUCAGCCGUGUGAAGAAUCCCAUACAGCUGGCACGUCGCAUUUGUGACGGUCAGUCGGAUCAACAGCCACUGGAGCGCAUACCGCCGAUGGUGUUGGCAGCCAGCGGUGCCGAACAGUAUGCCGAACAAAUGGGGUGUGCCAUGGUCGAUCCCACUGUGCUGAUCUCAUCGAAAGCGAAAUUCCAUUUUAAUCACUAUAAGAGUAAAUACGAUCUAGUUGUUGGCAACAGCAAAGCGAACCAAGACAGCGACGGCGAGCCAGUGCCUGAACCCGGCAAUGAGGUGGAGCUGACUGGAGCUGCGCUGGACACUGUGGGUGCUGUGUGCGUCGAUGAUGCGGGUAAUACUGCAGCCGGCUGCAGUUCUGGCGGCAUUCUACUCAAAGUACCCGGCCGCGUCGGCCAAGCGGCCACUUAUGGCGCUGGCUGUUGGGCGACGGAUACGGAUGAAUUGGCCAUUGCUACGUGCACGACUGGCAAUGGUGAGUACCUGAUGAAAACGCUGCUCGCCCGCGAAAUAUGCAAUGGUGCAUUUAGCAGUGAUUGUGCCGUAACCAGUCUGCACAGAACGUUCAAGCAAAAGUUCCUCGAUUCACCGCUGUUGCCCCAGCAGCAGGAUCUCUAUGCCGGCGCCCUCACAUUGCUCUAUUAUCCUAAGCAAAGUUGCGGCGAGGUGAUGUGGAGCCAUACGACACAAUCGUUUUGUGUCGGCUACAUGGCAACGACGCAGAAAGUGCCAAAGUUUGUGCACUCGCCGCUGCCCACAUAUAGUGUGCCAGGCAGAUCAUGCGUCGUCAAUGGCCAUAAUUUCCAUUUGCGCAUUUAGUCGUUGUCGUGUGGCCCAGCUUCAAUAGCCUUAAUAGCCAAAGGCACUAGCCAUCUUUAGACACACAGCCGCCUACUGCUGAUUAUCGUCAUUUCGGCAUUUUCAAAAGAUGCAGUUUUCUGCAAUUUAUUUGAUUUAAUGCUUAAUUGCCGCGACAAUCGCUGCCAACCGACAAAGCCAGACAGGCUGCAGCAACAACCACAACGACAACAUUUCGUAUUGCUUUUGUUUCGAUGAAAUAUUAAGAAUCAUUAAAUGAAAAUCUGUUUCAUUGUAUAGUACUUAUCUAUAUAUAUAUAUGUAUGUAUGUUUAUGUUAAUGUGUGGUUAUGCCGCUCAAACUACACAACUAGCAAAUAAAAUAAAAUUAUUUCGAAUAGUA